AUGGUAGAAAGAGGGCCCGACCAGUGGUUGGAGAAGAUAAAAAAAUGCCAGUCACUUAGUGAAAGUGAGAUGAAACAACUAUGCGAGAUGGUGAAGGAACUCUUGAUGGAGGAGUCCAACAUCCAGCCUGUACAGACGCCAGUAACGGUGUGCGGAGACAUCCACGGUCAGUUCCACGAUCUUCUGGAGCUGUUUAGAACCGCAGGCGGGUUCCCAGACGAAGUCAACUACAUCUUUCUGGGUGACUACGUGGACCGUGGCUACUACAGUUUGGAAACUUUUACGCUUUUGAUGUGCUUGAAAGUGCGGUAUCCUGCUCGGCUCACUCUCGUGCGUGGUAACCACGAGUCGCGUCAAAUCACACAGGUAUACGGAUUCUACGAAGAGUGUUUGAACAAAUACGGAUCCACCACAGUGUGGAAGUACUGCUGCCAAGUAUUCGACUUUCUCACACUGGCUGCCAUCAUUGAUGGGAAAAUACUAUGUGUUCACGGUGGAUUAUCCCCAGAAAUUCGUAUGCUAGAUCAAAUUCGGGUAUUGUCCAGAGCUCAAGAGGUUCCACACGAAGGUGGGUUUUCGGAUCUGCUGUGGAGUGAUCCGGACAAUGUAGAGGCAUGGCAGGUAUCGCCGCGUGGUGCCGGGUGGCUCUUUGGAAGUAAAGUGGCGCGCGAGUUUAACCACGUUAACGGCCUGAAUCUAAUUGCACGGGCACACCAACUUGUCAUGGAAGGUUUCAAAUACCAUUUCCCGGAGAAAGACGUAGUGACGGUUUGGUCCGCUCCUAACUACUGUUACCGUUGCGGUAACGUGGCUAGUGUAAUGAAGGUGGACGAAGAUUUGGAGCCCACUUUCAAAAUCUUUUCGGCGGUGCCCGACGACUACAUUCAGGAAACGAAUACCAAUAACCAACGAGGCGGCUACUUCUUGUGA
This is a messenger RNA of Lachancea nothofagi CBS 11611, 930 nucleotides long. The record is from the annotation of a GenBank genome assembly. NCBI's taxonomy places the organism in Eukaryota, Fungi, Ascomycota, Saccharomycetes, Saccharomycetales, Saccharomycetaceae.